AUGCCUCCGUCGGAUGUCAUAACCCUGGAGACCCUCCACGAGAAACUCCCACUAUGGCAUCCCAACUAUGAAAAUCAUCUCUAUGCUAUUGUUGACAUGGGAAGUAAUGGAAUCCGAUUUUCAAUUACGUCCCUAAAACCUCCUACCACGAGGCUCCUUGAGCCCGUCUACUCCAGUCGAGUAGCCAUAUCUCUCUUCGAUGCUUUGACGCCUUCGGACCGGGGGCCAAUAUUUCCCUCUGAAAUUAUCAAGGCCGUCGCAUCUGCCCUAUCGGGAUUCCGCCACAUAGCUGUUAUGCAUGGUGUGCCCCAAUCGCAAAUUAUGAUUUUGGCCACGGAGGCAAUGCGGCGUGCCGUGAAUGGAAGUGAAUUGUUGGAGGCCAUUGCAGCUGAAACAGAUGGACUUGGCGUGCAAGUUCUUGAUCCUGCCGUGGAAACCUUGUUUGGUGCUGUUACGGGAUCAAGAAGCGGCUUGGUUUCGGUCCACAAUGGCGCAUUAUUCCUCGACCUCGGCGGUGGCAGCCUGCAAAUGACAUGGGUUGAUACCAGCAAGGACAAUUAUGAAAUCGACGCUGCCAUGGCCGGCGAGAGCCUUCCGUACGGUGCGGCAAAGCUCACAAAGGUUCUCGACGGGCAGUCAGCUGAGGUCCAGGCCAAGGAGAUUUGCACGUUGCAAAACGGGAUUGCACGCAUAUAUUCUAACCUAUGUGCCAGAUUCCCUGCCCUCCAAGCCAUCAAGGAAGCAUAUGAAAGGGGGCAAGACGCAUCUGUCGAUGUGUACAUGUGCGGUGGUGGAUUUCGCGGCUACGGAAGCAUGUUGAUGCACAACGACCCAAUCUCACCCUACCCAAUUCCUUCAACCCAUACGUAUUCUGUCCCAGGCUCGCAGUUCAACCAACCAACCAAGAUGCGCCAAGUCAACGAUGAGCAUGAUGGUAAGAUUUAUGGCAUGUCAAAAAGGCGGCGUCAGCAGUUCCCGGCCAUUGCCACGGUUAUUGAAUCGUUUAUCGCCGUCGUGCCCAAUAUCCGCCGCGUGACCUUCUGCGGCGGCUCAAAUAGGCAGGGUGUCCUUUUUAUGAAGAUGCCCAAAGAUGUUCGGGAAAGCAAUCCAUUAGAGGUCUUGGCAAAUGUCACAAAGACGGAGAAGCCGCUGUUUAAUGCAAUCUUGGGCUUGCUUUCAGCGUCAGUACCAGCGACUCAAGACGACCUGAACAAUAUUCCGACGAUUUUUGCUCCUGGGCUAGGAGCUCUAUUUAUUAGGCAAAUUUGGGCUCGGACCGGUCACAGCUCUAACAGCAAUAGCUCGAGUGCUCUUCACCAUGCUAUUAUCCGCGACCCAGAUUGUCCGGGUCUAACGCAUCUCACUCGUGCCUUGUUAGCUUUGACAACUUGCGCUAGAUGGGGCAACGACAUCGGUCCAUCCGACGAACUUCUCUGGCAGGGUCUGAAAGGAGUGAUUGAAAGCCAUCAUUCAGAUGCCAUGUUCUGGACUCUCUACAUUGGUGCUGUGGCAAACAUGCUCGCAACUCUGUUUCCCGUCAUGCCCCAAAAUGCGAGGGAACUUCUUUCAGCUGUCAGGCAAGUCAUCUCCUGGUCAACAAAUGGCUCUCUAUUGAUAUAG
Molecule: messenger RNA, 1620 nt
Organism: Metarhizium acridum CQMa 102
Lineage: Eukaryota; Fungi; Ascomycota; Sordariomycetes; Hypocreales; Clavicipitaceae
Product: retrograde regulation protein 2
Biological process (GO): regulation of transcription by RNA polymerase II
Source: RefSeq, a predicted model, not a curated record